AUGAUAAUAAUGGAAGGUUUACCAACUGAGUAUGAUGUCAUUGUCAUUGGCACGGGUAUGGUAGAAAGUAUUUUGGCAGCAGCAUUUGCACGUUGUGGAAAAAGUGUGUUACAUCUUGAUACGCAAACAGUAACAACGAAUACAGAAGAAGUUGCUGAAGAACCUAAAAAGUCUGUUGUCACAGCUGACGAUUUACUUAAACAAUCACGAAAAUACAAUAUUGAUCUUGCACCAAAAUUAUAUUAUUCAACUGGUGGAAUUAUUGAUUUGUUAAUACAGUCGAACGUUGGCAAAUAUUGUGAAUUUAAACUUGUAUCAAGACUAUUGCGAGAAAAAAAUGAACAGUUAGAAACUGUUCCAUGUUCACGUGCCGAUGUGUUUAAUACGAAUGAAAUUAAUCUUAUGGAAAAACGUUUAUUAAUGAAAGUGUUGACAUUAUGUUUGAAUUAUGACAAGAAAAAAGAUGAAUUAAAAGACGAAUUAGAAACCCCAUUUAUUGAUUUUUUAAAGAAGCAAAAAUUAGAUGAUAAUCUAUCACGUUUAAUCUUGACUUCGAUAGCAAUUGUUGAUAAUCAAGCAACAACGACAGAGUGUCAACGUAACCUGCUUUUUACAUCCUUUUUUAAUUACCAGGGAUUAGUUGGCGCUAAACGCUUUCUGAAUUCUAUUGGACGUUACGGAAAUUCACCAUUUUUGUAUCCAUUGUAUGGAACUGGAGAAAUGUCACAAUGUUUUUGUCGUUGUACCGGUAUUGUUACCGAAUCAUCCGAUCACUAUCGUUCAAAACAUGUUAUUUGUAACAAAGCGUUUUUAAUGAAUUAUUUGGACAAAUCAAAUACGAAAGUUGUUAAACGAACUGUUUUAUUCACCAAUCGUUCUAUAAAAUCAAGUGUUAAAGAAGAGAUUACAUUUUUACGACUGAAUAAUUCAAAUGAGCAGGGUAUAACUGUUAUUGAAGCUGGCAAUACGUCUGGUUGUGCACCAGAAGAUUUAUAUGAUUUUACUAGGGAAAAUAUUCUGGGACAAUUUACUUACGAUCAAAUCGAUACAUACAACAUGAAUAUGACAGAACAACAGGAAAUACCAAAUCUUUUUUUAACUCAUGGUCCGGAUGCAACAAUCCAUUUUGAUCAAGUUAUUGAUACUGCAAAAAAUAUUUUCUCAAUUGUGUGUCAAAAUGGAGAAGAAUUUUUACCACGCGCACCCGAUCCAGAUGACAUAAUAAUCGAGAGUGAAAGUACAGAAAAUAAUUCUAUAACUAAAUUUGAUGAUGAAUCGAAAAAUGAUGAUACUAAUGUAGUACAAGAACAUUUGGAUGAAACGAUUAUAAAAAAUGAAACUCAAACAGAUUCAACCUAA
Molecule: messenger RNA, 1359 nt
Organism: Didymodactylos carnosus
Lineage: Eukaryota; Metazoa; Rotifera; Eurotatoria; Philodinida; Philodinidae
Source: the annotation of a GenBank genome assembly